ACCUAUUAUCAUUGCGAAUUCGAGUUUCCUGUAAACCCUAGCAAAACCUUGUGAACUCUCUCUAUUCACAUACGGUGAGCAAAAAUGGCUUGGCGCAAUGCAGGAUCUACCGCUCGUUCUUUUGUAUCCGCCGCCGCAAGAGCACCGUCACUCCGUUCUCCUACGGCGGCGCUUCCUCGCCUCCGUCCUUCCCCAUCCUCCUUACCUGGCCGUCGCUCCUCCUUUUCAUUGCCCUCUAGGAACAUAGGAGCACUUGGUUGCACACAAUCUUUCUUGCCGCUGUACAGUGUUGUGGCUGCUUCUCAACUUACCUCCCACCUUAAUGUUAACUUGCGGGCUUUCUGCGAGCUGUCUAAUGCCAUUAAGCGCUAAUAGUACUUGAAGAGGCUGAGAGUGUAUAAUGCAUCAGUGCAUGCAUCAGUUACUUUGAAGUGUGUAAGAGAUCCAAAGAAAAAAUCUUAAUCGUUAUGUUACUUUCGUUUUAGAAAUUUAACUUCCGUGGAAUCUCGUUAAUUAUUAAUAGCUGUAGAGCUUUUCGUUUGCUCGGCACAAUGGGUUAUAUCCUCUGAGGGUUUUUUUUUUUUUUUUUGUAUUGGAAAGAUGCAUAAAAUACUUAGCAUUAUCAAUAGAGAAAAUUACUAGAAUGUUACACAUUUUAUGAUUUAUUACUAGAAUGUUGUACAU
Messenger RNA from Brassica napus (rape), 684 nucleotides. RefSeq lists its product as uncharacterized. The coding region runs from base 85 to 372 and encodes 95 amino acids. The transcript has 3 exons. NCBI's taxonomy places the organism in Eukaryota, Viridiplantae, Streptophyta, Magnoliopsida, Brassicales, Brassicaceae. The record is from RefSeq and is a predicted model, not a curated record.